Messenger RNA from Phanerochaete carnosa HHB-10118-sp, 1362 nucleotides. RefSeq lists its product as uncharacterized. The transcript is spliced from 3 exons. The record is from RefSeq and is a predicted model, not a curated record. NCBI's taxonomy places the organism in Eukaryota, Fungi, Basidiomycota, Agaricomycetes, Polyporales, Phanerochaetaceae. The coding region runs from base 1 to 1362 and encodes 453 amino acids.
AUGGACCAGGCGAACAAUCUACCCAUUGUCACCAGCAUGAUUCCUCAACCAGCGAGUUGGAAAUAUGUCAGGAGCUUCAAGGCGAUAUCUGGUAUGUCGGACGACGAAAAGUUCCAGCUCCAGGUGAGGCACACGCAGCGACCUGUGGACAACGGUGCGAGCAUUGCGGUUAAAGCCAUCUCUCAUCAGAAAUCCCUGCGCUACCUGAAAGGAAAGUACCUGGAUGAGAGAAAGCUGUAUCAGGAGCAAGACGAUGACGCUUUGAAGAAGGUUACUGGCGAGGCAUGCGCGGAGUUCCCAUUCUUGCUACAGCGUUAUGAAAGUGCAUGGCCGAUUGAGGCUUUGCUGAGAUCGCGGCUCGCGACCUCAGCGUCGAAUUCGCGCAGAAUGAGCGGGCAGAGCUCGCACAGGGCAGCUGGGAAGGCCAGGGCGAAGAAGAGCGUCGCGCGAUCGCCAGCAAGGUUUGAGACACAGGAUGAGGAGAUGAGAGAUGAGCUGGAGAGCUCGUCGAGUCCAGAGCCCGAGGAGUCCCUGCAUUCGCAAUACCGGUCUAGAUCGUCGCGAAAUAUUGCUCCCUUGAUCGGGAGCGAACCACAAAAAUUGUCCCUGGGAUCCCCAACUGGUCUACUAUAUUCACAAUCUCGACCUGUGCAGAUAUUUGGACAGCAGAAUGCUAACAGUGACUCAUCUUUCGUUGCCUUACCCUCUGUCCCUUCCUCGAGUGCGAAGCACGCACCGUCCAUGUCUCAGCCCUCGUGCCCUCUCCCCUCUACCUCUUCGGUUCAAGACCGAGAUGUCGCUGUGUCCGUGAAUACGGCACCUGGCACGAGUGCAGCAGGGUCUCCACAGAACCCUUCUGGUUCUCCCACACCAGUCUCGGUGGAGGCCCGAAAAAGGCCUCUAUCGAGCGUCAGAGGCAUAGAUAACAUUCUGGCCUGGACUUCUGCCUCAAACUCCGGCCAGGGGACACGACACGCUCACUGCCCUCCCGAGAUGACAGGUUCAGAGGCUGUCCCCUCCGUUGCCGAUCCACCCGCCUCCGGCGCCAGCGACACAACCGCCGUGGACAAUAGCGCAAGUGCUAUGAACAAUGACACGGCGACUGUAAACAGGGGCACGACUAUCGUGGAUCGCGGCGGUGAGGAAGGGGAAGCUGUUGUCCGAGACUUCCUGUGUUCGUUAGUCCAGCCGCUGGACAAUCUGCUGCCUAUGUUCCUGCAGGCCGGGAUUCAGGACAGAGCGUCCCUCAGAGGCUUCGCUGCUCUCCCAAGAGAAGAACAGCUGAACCUUUUGCGGUUUGAUCUGCAUCUUAAUGUCUUACAGUCGAGAAUCAUCCUCCACGGUCUCUCGCAGCUUGCUUGA